AUGGCCCAGAAAGCGGCCAAGUCUUUGGCUAGCCGCAAUGCGGCGGUCCUCAACCGCACUCACCUCAUCUCGGCCGCAAUUCAUAUCAUCUUCCUCUUCCUCCACUUCAUGUUCCGGCGCCCCGGCUCACUGAAACGUUAUAUCUUCCUUGGUGUCCCAACUCUCGUCAUUGAAUUCUACUUGGACAAAGUUGGCCGUCCGCGCUAUAAUGAGGAUGGCUCCCUCCGCUCGGCCGGCGAGGAUCUCAACGCCACUGGUUUGACCGAAUACAUGUGGGAUGUGCUGUAUUGGACUCAGGGCUGCAUCGUCGCUGUCUGCAUCUUCAAUGACCGUGCUUGGUGGCUUUGGGCCGUGGUUCCCCUGUACUCGAUCUAUCUAGCCUAUACUACAAUCAUGGGAGUGAAGAAGGGAUUCGCUGGCAUGGGUGGUGGCGGCGAUGCCGAAGGCGAAGAAGGUCCCAAAAGCAAGACGCAACAGAAGAAGGAGAAGCGAGGCGAUCGGCCCAAGUACAGAACCCGUUAA
This is a messenger RNA of Penicillium atrosanguineum, 522 nucleotides long. Its product is annotated as SND2/TMEM208 family protein. The transcript has 2 exons. Gene Ontology annotation, cellular component: intracellular membrane-bounded organelle. Bases 1 to 522 code for a protein of 173 amino acids. Gene Ontology annotation, biological process: vacuolar protein processing. Lineage: Eukaryota; Fungi; Ascomycota; Eurotiomycetes; Eurotiales; Aspergillaceae. The record is from RefSeq and is a predicted model, not a curated record.